AUCACCCUUUCUGAACUGCAUUAUGGUCAUUGGCUCCAAACUCCAAACCCCAAACUCGAACCACAGAGUUGACCAUUUGUGUCUUCCUCAAAAUGCCCAAGGCUAUUUCUGUCUUCGCAGUUGGAUCUCACUGAUUUUGACACAAAACUACUGAUAAUUUCUCUGCCCAGCUAAAAAUAUCUGCUUAGUCCUUCUCUCUCAGAAAGGUUUUGGAUAAAAUCGGGAAAGAUAACUUCCAGGAGGGAAAGCUAGGAAAGGUGCGCAAAGAUCUACAGGGAGCAAAACAGAAUAAGAAGGGUUCACGAUUCACGAGCUCAUCAUCAAUCACUCAUCGCUUUCUGCAACUCCAAAACUAUAUAUUCAAGUGUUGGAAAAUAAAAUCUUAAGUACCCUUUCAGGUUGGUGAAGCUUCACGGGCUCAAAACCAUCUUUUUGAUCCCUUUCUUCACCCACUUCCAGCCCUUGUUCGUCUCAUCUAAUCCAGUGGUCUAGGUUCCACCGCGUCAAACUUCGCUGGCUUUUCGUUAUUCGAUCUGAUUGAGGUUUUUGGGGUUCUUCCUUUCAUCUGUUGAGAUGAUAAUGUGAGAACCGAGCUUCUUAGAGAUUUCUACAUAAGGGGGGGUUUCCAGUGGAGGCACAAAUGGAUCGUUCGGCCAUCACAGUUGGGCCAGGAAUGGAUAUGCCGAUCAUGCAUGACAGCGAUCGAUAUGAACUCGUGCGCGAUAUUGGGUCUGGCAAUUUUGGGGUCGCAAGGCUUAUGAGGGACAAGCAGACGGAGGAACUCGUUGCUGUGAAGUAUAUUGAGAGAGGUGAUAAGAUAGAUGAAAAUGUACAAAGGGAAAUUAUAAAUCACCGGUCACUGAGGCAUCCUAACAUUGUCAGGUUUAGGGAGGUCAUAUUGACCCCAUCACAUUUAGCUAUUGUAAUGGAAUAUGCUUCUGGAGGGGAGCUAUUUGAACGAAUAUGCAAUGCAGGGCGGUUCAGUGAGGACGAGGCGCGGUUCUUCUUCCAACAGCUUAUAUCAGGGGUUAGCUAUUGUCAUGCAAUGCAAGUAUGCCAUCGUGACUUGAAGUUGGAGAACACAUUGCUAGAUGGAAGUCCAGCUCCACGUUUGAAGAUUUGUGAUUUUGGAUACUCAAAGUCGUCGGUGCUCCAUUCACAACCAAAAUCUACCGUUGGUACUCCUGCGUACAUUGCUCCUGAAGUGUUGCUGAAGAAGGAAUAUGAUGGCAAGAUUGCAGACGUGUGGUCUUGUGGGGUAACUUUAUAUGUCAUGUUGGUUGGUGCAUAUCCUUUUGAGGACCCUGAUGAACCAAAAAACUUCCGCAAGACAAUACAUAGGAUUUUGAAUGUCCAGUACUCAAUUCCUGACUAUGUUCAUAUAUCGCCUGAGUGUUGUCAUCUGAUAUCAAGGAUCUUUGUUGCUGACCCUUCACAGAGGAUAACCAUGCCUGAUAUUAGAAACCAUGAGUGGUUUCUAAAGAAUCUUCCAGCUGAUCUCAUGGACGAGGGGACAAUGAACAAUCAGUUUGAAGAGCCUGAUCAACCGAUGCAGAGCAUUGAAGAAAUCAUGCAGAUAAUUUCUGAGGCUACAAUUCCAGCAGCUGGCACUCAGUCUCUCAACCAGUAUCUUACAGGUAGCUUGGAUAUCGAUGAUGACAUGGACGAGGACCAGGAGACAGAUCCUGACCUUGAUAUCGAGAGCAGUGGAGAGAUAAUCUAUGCUAUGUAACUGUAUAGCUGCCAGGGGACAAAUCAGGCUUGUUUUCUUCGAUUAAGUUGAAUAUUAUAAGCUGGGUUGUUGAUAGGUUGCAGGAGAUGUGGAAAAAAGCUUUAAAUCUCAAGAGUGAAGGAUUCUGUGAUUGGAUUUUUCUUAUGCAUUGAGAGUCCAUCCUGCUUGUAUGUUAUUGUCUGAUCUUUCCUGCUCAUGUGGUGGUGCUUUUUAUUGAUAUGUGUUGUAUUAUACUAUUACAUUAUGAAUUGAUGUUCCUUGUCUUCC
This is a messenger RNA of Prosopis cineraria, 1999 nucleotides long. RefSeq names its product serine/threonine-protein kinase SRK2E-like. The coding region runs from base 641 to 1732 and encodes 363 amino acids. The record is from RefSeq and is a predicted model, not a curated record. The transcript is spliced from 9 exons. Gene Ontology annotation, cellular component: nucleus. NCBI's taxonomy places the organism in Eukaryota, Viridiplantae, Streptophyta, Magnoliopsida, Fabales, Fabaceae. Gene Ontology annotation, biological process: protein phosphorylation; intracellular signal transduction. Gene Ontology annotation, molecular function: protein serine/threonine kinase activity; ATP binding.